AUGCGAAGCCUGCGUUUCCUCUCUCCGCAGGCGAAUCAACAUUGUGGUUUGUCUUUCCUGUCAUGUUCCUUCCUUCUCGUUGAGCUGCUCGACCUCUCCCGCUGCCCUCCAAGGGUUCCGCACUCGAUCGAUACCGCCGCUGCUGCAACGCCUAUCUGCUUUCUCUGCAUCCCUUGCCUUGUCCACCCCCCAACCCCCAAAAGGUUCGGCUGCCCUGUCGGACGUCGAUAUAACCCGGUGAGGAGGCUUGAGCAGACGGUGUUGGACCUUUUGGUCUCAUCUGCUACGCCCUCCACCGCAUGGGUUUACGUUUUGAGCACACCCGCAGGCUCUUACACGCCGCCCCUUUCCCCUUUCCCUCCCACGUCAGCGCGCGUGCGCGCUGUGCCCACACACCUUCCCCGCCGUGGGGGGUGGAUGUCUGCCGCCGCUGCAUUGGUCGCGUACUCGUGUGGAUCCCGCGGUGAGCUUUUCCGCGUGCGCGCCGUGCCCGCCGACAUCACCGCCGUCAUGUCGGAUCGCUACGAAUCCAUAGAGACGAGCUUACAGUUUUCAAGCUCCAGUCGCCUCAGUACCGUGUUGCCUCCCAUAGACGAGGAAGGAUGCACUGAUGUGUGGGUCUCCGUAGUGGCGGGGGCCUCCUCUGACAAGAGGCAAGGCGGGAAGGGCAGCGGCACACGUGCGCGCAGCCUGCAGCGCGUUGUGCCGCCCUCUUUCCUGCUCAACGAGGAGGCGACGGCGUCCCUCGAGAGUCAGCUUCGCAUUCAUCGAGCGCUGUCCGCGUUGUCUUCGAGGCAAGAAAGUGGCAAUCGCGUGCACGACUCCGCGACGGCCACGGCAGACUCGGAGUACUACUUCCUCUCCACCAUACGCGGUAGCACAUCCCCGCCUGGCAUGAGCACCUACUUUGGCGGUGCAGUAGCCCCUGAAGCACCGGUAGCGCGGGUGCCAGAAACAGCGAUAUCCCUCAUGUCGGAUAUCGAGUCCUUCGAGAGCAUUGAGACCCCUCGCAGCACUGUGGUCAGUGCGGUCGCAGCCGCACAGGUAUCGCGCACCAUCUCACCGUCGCCGCCGACACCGCUGUUGCACUCGCGCAAGCCGGGGGCUUGUGGAGGCUUGCUCCAUGUUGAGGUUGUUGUUGUGAACGCCGAAGAGGCGCGAGCUGCUCACGCGCUGCUCACCUCCUCCUCUGCCGCCAUUAUUGCGCGGUACCGCCUUGUGAAGCUGAAGGUGGUGCAGCGCAUCUACCGCCUCUACUACGACAAGUGGCGGUGGAGAAUUGUUCAGAGCACGUCCGCGGUGCCGCCGCUGCAGGUCACCAAGGGCAUACAACCAUCCGCGCCGUGUCAGCGCUCUGCCUCGGUGGGGACGGACUUUGCCGACAUCGACUCCUUUCACGCCAGCCGCUCCAUGAGUCUUUCCGGGGACAGCCCUGGUGUGCAUGUAGCGGUGACCGUCCCGCCGCGGGACGCGCAGCCUCUUCGUUCAUCCCCAGUGGCCCCUACUCCCUCCCCGCGGCUCGGGGAGGGGGAGAGUGAGGGAGGGAUUGUCACAUGGUCGCCGGCGCCGGCGUUUCGACUGGAAACCUUUGCAUCUGCAUCGCCGCCACCACCAUCGCAACCCUCCAAGUAUCGCACGCCCACUUUUUCUAUCCUUCCGGCUGCUCCGCCGAGGGACGGCAUUGGCGUGCGCACGAAGCCCGCGAAGCUCGUGGACUUUGGGCACCCCUCCGAAGGGCCGCAGCGCAAGACGCUACAUGUCACCUCAACGCCGGCGGUGAAUCUGCCAGCGGUGGUUUCCUCGCCGGAGCGCAUCUUCCGAUGCUGA
This is a messenger RNA of Leishmania major strain Friedlin, 1827 nucleotides long. RefSeq lists its product as hypothetical. Bases 1 to 1827 code for a protein of 608 amino acids. The transcript has a single exon. NCBI's taxonomy places the organism in Eukaryota, Euglenozoa, Kinetoplastea, Trypanosomatida, Trypanosomatidae. The record is from RefSeq and is a predicted model, not a curated record.